AACUUCUUGUCAGUGCAGAGCUGCCAGAAUGGCCAUGAGUUCCUCUGACAGGCUCCCUGCAUUCCCGCCCACCCUUGGAUUCUGGCCAAAAAGGUGGGGAAAGCUGCCAAGGCAGAGAGAACACUGAGGCUUGCACAACACAACACACGGCGUCCCACCAGCCAGACAGCUAGGCAGACUGGCACUGAAAUGGCAGCAACAGUGACAGAAUCCGGGGGGGUGAAGGUCAUCACAGAGGUUGUCCCGCAGACUGACCCCAGGGCUGCACAGCUGGACUCAACGGCACCACAGCCCAGCUUGCCCCAGGUCAAAGGCUUCAGGAAGACACAGCCCAAGGCACUGGGGGCCAUACAGAUCAUAUCUGGUUUCAUGCAGAUCUCCUUUGGGAUUGCCUUGACGAUAACUGAAUCCCCAGCCCCAGCUCUCACCGUGGCCAGCGGAGUCUACAUUUGGAUUGGCUUACUGCUCGUGUCCUCGGGAUCCGUGCUGGUGGAGACUGAGAGAAGAGAAAGCAUCUGGCUGGUGAAAGUCUGCUACAUUAUCAGUGGCCUGGUCAUCCUGGCUACCCUGGCGGCCAUGAUCAUUCACAGCGUGGAGAUCAGCCAAGACAUCCCGUGGUGCAGCAUACUUGAGGGCAGCAAAAUGACCCUGCUGAAUUGCUCCCAAUCUGUCUAUAUUCUGAGUCACGGGAUUAAUUCAGUGUUCAUCCUGCUGUGCCUGCUGGAGCUGUGCACGGCCAUCGCCGCCCUGGUGUACGGACACAAGGCCAUGAAACAGCAGGACUACACACAGAUGGUGCUGUGAUGGAACAGAGGCCAGCUCUGCUCCUCCCACCCCCAGGUGCACUGAGAACAUAACAGAGAUUUCCCGCACUGGAGCCACAGCAACAUGGACCCUUGGCCACAUCUUCACUUUCCCAGGCAGGAUGGCAGAGGGAGCAAACUCUGAGCCCCAACAUCUCCUGCAGCCCACCUACCCCCCCCCAACUCUUCUGUGUCUAGGGGAUAGGGGCGAAUGCUGAGCCAGACACCACUAUUCCUGAGCCCCCCCAAAUGAGAGAUGAGAGCAGCUUUAACGCUCAAACUAUCCCGACUUUCCCUGCAAACUCUCCUGUCUGUAACCUACUGCAGCCCAUGACCUCUCUCAGGACCCUACUCACAGAAUCCCAUCAUGGACUCUGAUCCCUGAACUUCCCCCGUCCUUCCUGACACUAGGAGGCAGGAGUUAACUCUGAUUUUCUGCACCCAAAAACCCUCCCCUGACUCCCAAAUGCUCCAGCCUGUAUAGGGAUGGUGAAAAUAAACUAACCCCCACACACCUUCCCUGGCCCCUCAAACUCGCCAGUCAGUAAGGGGGAGGAGAUGGAAUGAGACUGAACCCAGGGCCCCCUCUCCCCUCAAAUCCUCCUAUGAUCCCUGGAUUUCUGCAACCAGAACACAAGAUAGCAAACUCCAAAGCCAUUCCUUCCGUCCUGCUCACGCCUCUCCCCCAAUUCCACAAACCCUCCACUCUGCACAGGCAAACAAGAUGGAUGGGGAAAGCAGUGGGAGUCAACAGGAUUAUGGAGUAGAAGUUGAUCUAACCCUUUUUCUUGGUCUUUGCCCCCAGUUCCCUCACACAACUUAAUUGCACCAAGACAGAGAGUGCAGGUCUGUUUAAUUUUUUUUUAUUUGUGUUGCAGUAAAGGAGUGCAGUAAGCAAUGGGCUGUGGAUAGAAGGUAACAGAUUCUGUAGCCAGAUAUAAACACGUCUAUUACGUGAUGGAACAUACAGGGCAGCGCGUGAUAUAAAAAAAAUCAAACCACUAGAGAUAUGACAUCCUGAUUGUCCCAGAACAGAGCAGUGAUGCCAUGAUCUCCAUGUACAUGCCACAUUCAGCCCUCAUAUAGCUCCUGAUGUCUUGGGCUUCCAAGAACUUGGCCCUUUUGUCUCCUGAAAAUCCUCACUUGUUCUCCCUUCAUGUUGUAUUAUCCAUCCAGACCACAUGUUUUAUGGACGGGCCCUUAGCACUUGACUUCUUUGCUGAUUUCCAGGUCCUUAGAAUGAUUUCUUCAGCCACUGCUGAUGCUCUCAAACAACAUAUUUCUGAGGGGAAGUCAAACCCUUAGCAGCCUUCAGGUCUUGUAGAAUAAAGUACUUAGGACUGCCAGGGUUACUGCUGUAUAGAAUCAAAUUCACUCACCCCCUAACUUCUUUCCAAUCUUCUUUGGCUUUAUGGCAGUGGACAUACAGCUCUUUCAUUCUGAGGAUCAUGUCAUAAAAGAAAGAUCUUCUCACUGAUUCCCCCUUCCCUUCCAGUAUCCCAGUUGUCUUCCAGUACCUCACCUCUCCCAUUGCUUGGAUCUUAAAAUGUCUCAUUUUGUAACCCGCCAGGAAGGAUUCAGUGGGCCACAAUGGGAAAGCCACACCUCUAGGGCUAUAUAAAUAUAUCAGGUUUCCUUGUUCCCUUCACAGCUCCAGCAAGAAUCCACCUCUUGUGUGUAUAGCCAGGUUCAUUCUACUGGAUACCGUGCAAAUGCUAAAGAUGAAUUUUUUUUAUUGCUAUAUUAACCUGAGCUUACAGUAUUAUUAUAACAAAUGUUCCCACAGAAUGUUAUGUCUAUCUACAUCCCUAUCUGUCCAUCCGAAACCAAGUUUACCUCUCGAAUUUGAGAAGUGGUCACUAGAGGUUAGAACCUUACCAGUCUGGAUUCUGAGUGGUACUGACUAGAGCUGGUCAGGAAUUUUUCAGCAAAAAAAAAUAUUUUUUUUUUGUGUGGAAAUGCCAAUUCACUGAAACCAAAACGGUUUGUAGGAAAAGGGUGGUUUUGAGGAACUUCUCGUUCUGAAAAAUUUUGGGACAAAAGAGCUAGAAUUUUAUUUUUGAAACAAAAAAAAUAAUUUUUUUCAAUGCAAAACUAGUUUUUGUUUAGAAAUGUAAGCGAAUGAUAGGGGAAAAAAGUUAAUUUUUUAAGAUAAAUUCUUUUUAAGACAAAAAUCAAAAUUAAAUGUUUUGAUCGAUCCAAACUAAAAAAAAUUCAGAUUUUUCAGUUUGCAAAAUUUUUUGAGAUUUUGACAUUUCAUCCCAAUCUGGGCCAAGAAAAAUUUCAAAAUCUCAAAAAUUUUAUCCAGAUGGGAACUGUUUUCUAUCCAAUUUUACUACUCAGUACUCACAGUUCUAGUUGACUGCACUGGGCAUUGCAGAUAUUCAGCACUGCUUAGGGUCAGCUGUUAGGCAAUGACAGCAGAAAAGUAUUAUAUAGACCCGAUCAGAACACCAGAAUUUGUCCCAUGGAUCUUUCCACAGGAAAAAUUGUGUUUUGAAAUUUUCCCAUUGGAAAAUGUUGGUUUUCUGUGGGGCAUUUCAAAACAAAAUUAGUGUGGUUUUUUUGCUUUAGUUUUGAAAUGCCAUUUUGAAGCAAAACAACAGAGAUUUAUUGUUGCAUUUCAAAAUGUAGGUUUGAAAUUAAAAAUGUCAAUGUAUUUCAAUUUAAACUCUUUCAUUUCAGCUUUUGAAAACUGAAGAAAUUGGGGUGGUUACCACCCACUCCUUUUUUUCACUUUUCCAGUGAAGAAAAAUGGGGAACAAAUUGAGAAAAGUAAAAAUAAAAUGAAACACUUGUUCACACUUUUUUUCAGUUAUAAAAGAAAUUACAAAUUAGAGAAAGUAGGACUUUUAAUGACUUUUUAAAAAACUUUUUUCACAUCUUAUCAGUUCAAAAAAGCUAAAAAGCGUGAAAGAGCUUUUCACUUUUUUAACUCUUCCAAGUUGGAAGAAGUUUAAAAAAGGGGGUGGGGGGGGGGGAUUUCAACAGGGGCUUCCUCCAUUGAAAAAAACAAAGAGGAGAAAGUCACCGAAUGAGGAACUUCCAAAACAUCCCCAAACCCAAAGGAAAACUGAACUUUUUCAGUAUCCAAAACAAAACAACAUUUUAAGUCAAAAAUGAAAGAACAAAUGUUCCUUUAGUUGUGGAAUGUCAACAAAAAGGCUUGUUGCAAAAUAUCACCUCAAAAUACCCUGGACAUUUAUUCCUUAGGAAAAGGCUUGUUUACAUAAGGAAACUGACCAGAAUAACUAUUUCAGAAUAGCUCCCCAUCUGGACAUUCUAUUCCAGAAUAAAAGUCACUUUACUCCAGAAUAUGCUUCCAAAGUUAGUUAACUUAUUCUGGAAUAGAGCGUCCAACUAUUCUGGUCAAUAUGGUGCUAACAAACUGUAACAUGAGAGAGUCAAGAAAGUCAUGACAAUGCAAACUGCUAAACAGUUUUUUUAUACACUUCUCUGGACUAUGUUAUACAGAAGGUCAGACUAGAAUGGUCUAAUGGCACCGUCUGGCCUUAAAAGCUAUGAAUCUCAGUCUCUGGAAAAUGAGGUCCAUGGGACGCUCUGCCUUGUUUAAAAUGGUAAACGGGCCAGCUUCAGGAUUCUGCUUAGAGCUCACACCUUUUCUUAUAUCAAUCACACAGUGAAUGUCUUUUCUGCAUAUACCCAGCACAUGGCAAUAUCAGCAUUAGCGCUGAAGAGAAUAACUGUAUAAUGCUGCUGUUCUGAACACCUGCGUUCUCAUUUCAGUAUAUACCAGCCUCUCCCCAUGCAAUUCCCUUUUCAGAUUAAAAGUGAUAUCAUUCUGUGAAA
Molecule: messenger RNA, 4613 nt
Organism: Dermochelys coriacea (leatherback sea turtle)
Lineage: Eukaryota; Metazoa; Chordata; Testudines; Dermochelyidae
Exons: 7
Coding region: 190-804 (204 amino acids)
Cellular component (GO): membrane
Source: RefSeq, a predicted model, not a curated record